Molecule: messenger RNA, 1518 nt
Organism: Penicillium bovifimosum
Lineage: Eukaryota; Fungi; Ascomycota; Eurotiomycetes; Eurotiales; Aspergillaceae
Product: F-box protein
Exons: 1
Coding region: 1-1518 (505 amino acids)
Molecular function (GO): protein binding
Source: RefSeq, a predicted model, not a curated record
AUGAUCGCACAAGAUAGCCAUGACCUUCACCUAGCAGAUCUGCCUCGCGAUCUAUUCUGGAUGGUCCUGGAAUAUCUAGAACCAGACGAAAUAGUCCGCUGUCGCCGCGUCUGCCGUGAUUGGAAUGAAGCCUUUAGCAAUCCUGUCGUUUUACUCUCACUCCUAAAGAUCCAGUUUCCAUGGACAAAAGAGGCUGAAGACCUGGCCUCAGAUACAUCGGCUCAAGACCGAAGUCAAGGCCGUCGCCUAUACGAUCAGGUCGCUUCCCGUUACUCCCACCUAGAGCGAGGCAGGCCCCGCUCUAUUCAAAAAUUGCCCCUCUGCGAGGACUUUAGCAGCUCCGGAGAUCGCGAGUGGUACCAAGUGCAGCCAUGGGAAACACAUGGGAGUCAUGUGAGGCGUCUUGUAGACCGACUGUUCUCCGAGGCUCUAUGGACGUUCGAGGAGGGGCUGUUGGUCUACCCCAGCGCGGAGCAUCAGUGUCUCGUACUCAGGGAUCUAGAGACGGACCGACAGUUCAUGGUACCUUUCCUCAUCCGUGGGAAGGUCAUUCGUCGAGUCCGACUGCAGAGGCGCCUGUUGGUUAUUGAAUGGGCUGAACCCAAUGCCUUCCACUGGUUGAAUGACAGCGACGGCGUGCAUCGUCACUUCGCGUCCUCAUUUGAGGUGACGAAGAGCGAGACCGAAGGGUGGAAUAUUGCCCCGCGCAAUGAAUGGAAAAUAAUGUUCCUGGGCCAUCCGCUGAGCGAGCGUGAUCGGUUCUUCUCCGCACAUAGCAAUACGCACUAUGUGAUCUACAUGUGGCAGCCGAAUCGAAGCCUCUACACUUCAGACGAGGAUGCACCUAUCGAAUCACUGUUUGUUUGGGACAUCUCAAGACCGUCAUCAUAUCGACCUUCGUUGGAUCCCACAGGUCGACUGAAAGGCGACUCGCCAGAUGAUUCUCCUUCCAUCGUGGCACGGUUCGGUUUCCGGGAUCUGGAAUUCUUCGGCAUACGACAGCGCGGUUGUCCAUUGAUUCAGCGUCUGGAAAUUACAGACGAUUCCCAGGCGGUCGAGAUUACAGAGAACGUCUGCAUCUGGGCGGAAGACCAACCACCCGAUCCUUUCGGACCACCCGAUCCUUUCGCAUUUCCUCAGUCUGUUACUAUCAGCAUUCCCUUAGCUGGAAAUGGGCCCGCUUGGCGCCGCCCAUGCGAGGGUGCUCUACCACCUUACCGGGGAAACUGUGGCUUACAAGCGCAGCCUAUGAGCUUCGAUGGAUUCAUGGUCGAUCCGUGGUUUGGGGUUAUUUCUCAUGUGACUGUACUCGACCCUGAUCUCGGUUUCUGUCUCCAUUUCGAUCCGACCAAUUGGACCCAGGAUCAGAUCAUCAGUUUAACUGUUCAGACGCCUCGUUCGAUUGUGACUUAUCCUAAUUUUGAUUUCAUUGGUAGUGGGAAGCUCGCUGGCUGUGAGAAGUAUUUGUUGGGGGAGAAUUGCAAUCGGGAACUGGUGAUUUACCGGUUUGAUCGAUAG